AAAUAUUACAAAAUACUUAAAAAAAACAGAAAGAAAAGAGAGAGAAUGGAAGGGAGUGUCAACUGUCACCCAUUGCUGAGAGGAGGUAGAAGAGAGAAAGAUUACAGCCAUGGCUUAUCCUCUUCUCAGAUGCAUGUCAUGGCUUCUAUAUGUCACACCCUCUUUCCUUUGCCAUUGGAGGAAACUUCUCAUGUCCCUUUCCCACAUGAGGCUGCAGAGCUUUUGCGCAAGAGGGUUGUGCCAGAAGCCUUGUCCCUCGUGAGUUGGGUUCUCUGGAUACUGUCCUUCAGAUUGGGGACACUGUUUCUCUGUGGAAGACUUUGCUUGAACUGGAAGUGGCCUUUCAUCCACAACUUCUCUGAGAUCUCCUUGGAUAAGAGAGAAGAGAUUCUCAGGAACUGGUCCAGGGAGAAGCGCUGGGUGCCCCUUCGGAUAGUCUUUUUGCUCAUCAAACUUGCUUUCUUCUACACUUUCUUCUCAAGGGCUGAUGAAAAUGGACAUAAUCCCGCAUGGGAAGCAAUUGGAUACCAGGUGGACACCAAGGAAAAGUUGAUACAGAAGGAGAGGCCUCUGCAAAGGGGAUUAAUAGAGACUAUAUAUGAAACUGAUAAUACUUUGAUGCAAUCCCUCGCUGAAAAAGGCCUUGAAGUUACUGAAGAUAAACUGCAGAAUCUAUACAAGGUCAAAUGUGAUGUUGUCAUUGUCGGGUCUGGUUGUGGUGGUGGAGUUGCAGCUGCAGUUCUUGCAAACUCUGGUCAGAAAGUAAUCGUCCUAGAGAAAGGAGAGUACUUUGUUUCCCAUGAUUAUUCUUCCCUGGAAGGACCAUCCAUGAACGAGCUAUACGAAUCAGGUGGCAUUCUGCCAAGUCUUGAUGGGAAGAUGAUGGUCCUAGCUGGCUCAACUGUGGGUGGAGGCUCUGCAGUAAACUGGUCUGCAUGCAUCAGAACACCCGAUUCUGUUCUGAGGGAAUGGUCGAGAAAAAAUAAAAUUCCCAUUUUUGCAAGCUCUGAUUAUCAAUCUGCCAUGGACACGGUAUGCAGAAGGAUUGGUGUGACAGAGAAGUGCAACAAACAAGGGUUUCAGAAUCAAAUACUCGUACAAGGAUGUGAAAAAAUGGGCUUGAAAGUAGAGUCAGUGGCUACAAAUUCCUCAGCAGAUCAUUAUUGUGGUUCAUGCUGUUAUGGUUGUAGGACAGGAGAUAAGAAGGACACUGACUCAACUUGGUUGGUUGAAGAUGUAGGAAAUGAUGAAGUGAUCAUCUAAGGAUGUAAAGCUGAGAGAUUCAUACUUGAAGAUGGAAAUGGUGGAAUGAAGAAAAAGAAAUGUUCAGGAGUCAUUGCAGCAGCAACGUGGAGGAGUAAGGUAACAAAGAAACUCCUAAUCGAAUCCAAGGUAACUAUUUCAGCAUGUGGCAGUCUGUCCACUCCUCCUCUAAUGAUUUCCAGUGGACUGAAAAAUCCACACAUUGGAAGGAAUCUCCAUCUCCACCCAGUUCUAUUUGCAUGGGGAUACUUCCCAGAAGACAUGACAAACUUCAGUGGCAAUAACUACGAGGGAGGGAUCAUAACUUCGAUCCACAAGGUAUUUGCAGAAGAUUCCACCCCAAGAUUCAUCAUAGAAACACCUGCGGUAGGACCAGGAUCAUUUUCAGCAUUGGCUCCCUGGCUUUCAGGGCGUGACAUGAAAGACAGGAUGGAAAAGUAUGCAAGAACUGCUAACAUUUUUGCCUUGAUUAGAGACCAUGGUUCAGGAGAAGUGAAAGCUGAAGGGAGAAUAACUUACAGACUUGACCAAGAGGACAAAGAAAACCUUAGAAUUGGACUAAGGAAGGCCUUGAGGAUUUUGGUUGCGGCAGGUGCUGUGGAAGUUGGCACAUUCAGGAGUGAUGGGCAAAGACUGAAAUGUAAGGGGAUGAAGGAGGAAGAUUUAGAGGAGUUUCUUGACACUGUGACAAUAGUUGGGGGUCCAAGGUCCAGGAAUGAACUCUGGACAGUGUUUACAUCUGCACAUCAGAUGACAAGUUGUAGAAUGGGUGCCAGUGAAGAAGAAGGUGCAGUUGAUGAAAAUGGUGAGAGCUGGGAAGCAAAAGGCUUGUAUGUGUGUGAUGGGAGUGUUUUGCCAACUGCAGUUGGUGUCAAUCCCAUGGUAACCAUUCAGUCUACGGCAUACUGUAUUGCCACCAAGAUUGCAGAAUCACUUGCCAAAGCUAAACAAACCAUAAAUAGUUAAAUUUUAAUAUUAUUUCAUUGCAUGCUUUUAGUCAAAUUGUAUUAUCCCCACGCAUGUUUUUAGUUAAGUUGUAUUAUUUCAAUGAAUAA
Messenger RNA from Vigna umbellata (rice bean), 2318 nucleotides. RefSeq names its product Long-chain fatty alcohol dehydrogenase family protein. The record is from RefSeq and is a predicted model, not a curated record. Gene Ontology annotation, molecular function: long-chain-alcohol oxidase activity; flavin adenine dinucleotide binding. NCBI's taxonomy places the organism in Eukaryota, Viridiplantae, Streptophyta, Magnoliopsida, Fabales, Fabaceae.